AUGUCUAAAUAACAAAAUCUUCUUUAUGAUUUCAAUGAGAUGACUCCAGCCCAACAAGCUAUGUUUCUGAGAGCCAGAAAUGAGUUAGAGAAGGAAAAGGCUUGGGCUGAAAUUAGAAAGCAAAAAGAAGAGGAAGAAUACAAAAGAUCAAUUCUCUUGUCGAAUUCUUAAACAUAAAAUCCUUAGAAUUAAAAAGUGAAUCUAGAGAAGAUUUCUAGUGAUUCCGAGUCAUCUGACUCUUUAUAAUCUGAGAAUGAAUUUCAAAAAGAAGAGCCGCAAUUUGAGUAGAAAGUCGAAGAGAAACCCAUGAUUGUAGAACCCAAUAAUGAACAAUUAGACACUUACUUUAAAUUGAUCCAAAAUGCACAACUCAAAAGAGAUCAAAUUUAUUACCUUUUGAUGAAGCAUUAUUGUGAUAAUGUCAUUGAAGGGUCUUUUGUUAAAAUCAAUGAACCCAAUCUCAUCAGAAGAAAAGAUUAGAGCUAUGCGAUUGCUUAGGUGUUGGCUGUUGUUGAAGGCGAGAAAUCCUAUCAACUAGAAUAGACUCAAACCUAUAAAUUGCUGAAAUUGUAGUUUGGAGAGGUAAAGGAUGCUAAAUUAAGACAUAUUACUCUCAUUUCCAACCAAUAAAUUCAAAAACAAGAAUUUGCUGUAUGGCAAAAAAGAUGCGAAGAAAAUGGAAUUCAAAUUCCCAGUAAGGAAUAUCUAUAAAGAAAGGAAAGAGAUAUUAUUAAAUCGACUUCCAAAUUAACAGAUGAUCAAAUCAAAGAAAGAAUCAACCACAAUCUAACUAAGUGGAUCCAAAAUCCUAAAUCCAAUAUUCAUUUUAGAGAUUUGCCAGUCUACUAGAACUUUAUCAAAAAUCUUAUCUCUACCAACAGGUCCAUCAUUGAAUAAGGAGAGGAAUUCAUAGCCGAUUUACAAGAUCCUGGAGAAGGGGAAACUGAAAAAAAAUAAUUAAAACAAGAAGAAACUAGCAAAAUCUUGAGAUACUAAAGAUAAAAUAGAGAAAAGGCAGAAGAGAAUGUCCAUCUGAAUGAGGAGCUUAAGAAGAUUGAGUAGCUCCUCAAACAAUUUAAAGAAACUCAAAGUCAAAAAGUAGAACCACCAAAAAGGUAACCUCAACAAGUGGAAUAGCAAUAAGUGGUAAAGUAAUCCAAAUAAAUUGCUAAAUUUUCUAUUAAUCAUGACUAUUAGAAAUAAUUAGACUCAAAAUACAUUAGACAAUAUCCAAACAUUAAAACAAUUGAUGGCAGCGAAUAAUUUAAAGCAAAAAUCCUUAACAUGCAUAGUAGGGAACUUCCAAUUGAUAAUAUAAUAGAUAAAAUGAUGGUUUUGGAAUGA
Molecule: messenger RNA, 1344 nt
Organism: Paramecium tetraurelia
Lineage: Eukaryota; Ciliophora; Oligohymenophorea; Peniculida; Parameciidae
Exons: 2
Cellular component (GO): Cdc73/Paf1 complex
Molecular function (GO): RNA polymerase II C-terminal domain phosphoserine binding; DNA binding
Source: RefSeq, a predicted model, not a curated record